ACGUGCCUCCAGGUGGUUUCGCAGCUGCUCAGAGGAAGUGGUGAGCAGUCGGCCAUUUGUCAGCUGCGAGGAGAUGAUGAACACUGUGUUGUACUUCAGCCUUUGUGUGUUUCGUACGUUUGCCUCGCCUGAUACCAAAAAAGGAGCCGCUCUGAGAGUCCUUCCCAACAGAUCCCAGUUCUUCCAGUACGAGUCUGUCUCUCUGAGCUGUGGGCAGCAGGGAAACCCUUCUGAGUGGAGAGUUAACAGGAACACAUCCGUACACAGUAACGAAGAGUGUUUCUCAUCCUGGGAUGGAAUCGAUGCAUCCCACUGCUCCAUCGAUGCCCUUUACCCAUCAGACACCGGAGUGUACUGGUGUGAGUCUGCAGCAGGAGAGUGCAGCGAGGCCGCCAGCAUCACCGUGACCGCUGGCUCUGUGAUCCUGGAGAGUCCGGUGCUUCCUGUGACGGCGGGAGACGAUGUGACUCUGCGCUGCAGAAACAGGACGACCUCCUCCUCCUACCUCACUACCGAUUUCUAUAAAGAUGGGUUUCUCAUCAGGAGCAGCUCUACAGGAAACCUGACCAUCCACAGUGUUUCUACAUCUGAUGAAGGACUCUACAAGUGCAGCGUCCCUGGAGCUGGAGAAUCACCAGACAGCCGGCUGACCGUCAGAGCGUCAGAGCGAGCACUUCCUGUAAUGUCCGUCCCCAGGCUGAUGUGGCAUGUGGUCGUGGGGACUCCUUACCUGCUGUCCACCAUCGUGCUGGGACUCAUUUACAGAGACAACAGGAGAGCGCGCCAGCUCGUUGCAGAAGACGGACGCCAUCGUGUCGUCAUGGAGGUGGAAUAGAUAACCACACACAGAUACUGAAUAUUAUAACGUUUAUAAGGGACCGUGCUACACUUAAGUUGCCUGUGACAAAGCGAGCACAUUUCAUUACAGGUUAACUCGAUGUGCUUUACAUUAAAGUGAUUAUAAUAUAUAACACUGACAAACACGCACAACAGCUAAUCACAAGCCGGAGAAAACGCAAAGGUUUUCACUUUACUUUUGAAUGUGCACAUGACAGACCUCAGGUGACCAAAGUAGCCAAAAGCACCUUCACCUGGAUCUUACAGGUACAGUCAGAAAACCACCACCUGAUGACCUGAGAGCCCCGGGCUGCAACGUAAUCAGUGAGCGGGAAAUGUAGCGGGGAGCCAAACCAUUAAGUGCUUUAAAGACUACAACUGGGAGCAAAUGAAGUGAAUUAAAACAGUUUCACACAGGAAGCUCAGUGCAGAACGGUGAUGGGAGGAAGAGAGGAGGUGCGUUCAGGUGCGACGCUGCUUCUCACAGGUGAACGGCAGUUUACUGGUAUUCUCACACUCAUUGUUUGUCAGAAAGAAAUGACUGAAUGCUGUAAGAUAGAGGAUGCUACUGUUUAGCCCUGCAGUUAAACAAUACGCAGAAGUUUUGUUGUUUUUAUUCUUUUUUGUCUUGUGAUUAAAAUUUUUUAUUUUUAUCAUCGCGUUUUCAUUUAAUUCCCAUGUGCAGUUUGACGCAGCAGAGAGAGAGAGAGGAAAAAAAUGAAACGGAAAGCAAUAAAUAUAUGAAUAAACGAAUAACUAAACUUUCCGUGGCUCAGAGUUAUGUAAAAAUGGAAAACGAAGGGGUAAAAGGAGGAGAAAACGAAACAAAAAAACAGCA
This is a messenger RNA of Siniperca chuatsi (mandarin fish), 1675 nucleotides long. RefSeq names its product Fc receptor-like protein 5. The coding region runs from base 74 to 835 and encodes 253 amino acids. The record is from RefSeq and is a predicted model, not a curated record. Lineage: Eukaryota; Metazoa; Chordata; Actinopteri; Centrarchiformes; Sinipercidae. The transcript has 6 exons. Gene Ontology annotation, molecular function: transmembrane signaling receptor activity. Gene Ontology annotation, biological process: cell surface receptor signaling pathway.